Molecule: messenger RNA, 2151 nt
Organism: Salvia hispanica
Lineage: Eukaryota; Viridiplantae; Streptophyta; Magnoliopsida; Lamiales; Lamiaceae
Product: putative serine/threonine-protein kinase WNK1
Biological process (GO): protein phosphorylation
Molecular function (GO): protein serine/threonine kinase activity; ATP binding
Source: RefSeq, a predicted model, not a curated record
GGCAAGAAAAAGGUGAAGCUGUGGGUCAUCCAGUGCGUGUUGUGCGUGUGUGGCUUGAUAGGAGGAAAGCUAGGAAAGGGAAAGAGAGAAAAUAGGUGUCUUUUUGUGAGGAUUUUGAGUGGAGGGAUAGAGUUGUUUGUUGGAGUUGGAAAAGGGGAUUCUUUAUAAAGGUCUUAUCUUUCUUAAUAAUCAUUGAUUUUUAGUAGCCAUUUGUGGUAUCUCUCUCUCUCUCUCUCGAUAAGUGUGAGGAAUGAAUGGUGCUGUUGAUCUUGAUUCAGAAGAUUCUGAGUUUGUAGAAGUUGAUCCCACUGGGAGAUAUGGAAGGUAUGAUGAGAUUCUUGGGAAAGGGGCUUCAAAGACUGUCUAUAGAGCUUUUGAUGAGUAUGAAGGGAUAGAAGUAGCUUGGAACCAAGUUAAGCUAUAUGAUUUUCUGCAGAGCUCUGAAGAUCUUGAGAGGCUGUAUUGUGAAAUACACCUUCUCAAGACUCUAAAACACAAGAACAUCAUGAAGCUAUGCACUUCAUGGGUCGAUACGGCUAACAGAAACAUCAAUUUUGUGACUGAAAUGUUCACUUCUGGCACCCUUAGACAGUAUAGGUUGAAACAUAAGAGGGUGAAUAUUCGAGCUAUAAAGCAUUGGUGCAGGCAGAUUUUGCAAGGCCUUCUCUAUCUCCAUAGCCACGAUCCGCCUGUGAUCCACAGAGACCUCAAAUGCGACAACAUCUUCAUCAACGGGAACCAAGGCGAGGUCAAGAUUGGCGACCUUGGCCUUGCUGCUAUCCUCAGGAAACCGCAUGCUGCCCGUUGUGUAGGGACACCGGAGUUCAUGGCUCCUGAGGUUUAUGAGGAGGAAUACAACGAACUAGUUGACAUUUACUCGUUUGGAAUGUGCAUUCUGGAAAUGGUGACAUUCGAGUAUCCAUAUAGCGAGUGUACUAACCCGGCUCAAAUUUAUAAGAAAGUGGUCUCUGGGAAGAAACCCGAUGCUCUGUACAUGGUAAAGGAUGCUGAGGUUCGUAGAUUUGUUGAGAAAUGCCUAGCAACGGUCUUUGACAGGUUGUCUGCGUGGGAGCUUCUCAACGAUCCCUUCCUCCAGAUAGAGGACUAUGUUUAUGAUCUGAUGCCUCCGAUAGGUUACCAGAGGGAGUACGAUGAAUUAGGCCUGAUUUUGAGCCAGCAGCAUCUGUUGAGUGCUCAUCACAGCACCAACAGCUCUCUAGUCAAUGGAUACAACAACUUUCUUGGCUAUGAACCAGAGAAUGACCUAGACUGCAACUCGGUGGAGUAUGAGGGCAACGAGAUUGAUCUGUUCACCAGCCUGGAAGACGGCCAUGUGGGAAACAACGUAGACGUGGUGAUCAAAGGGAGGAGGACAGAGGACGACAGCAUCUUUCUCCGACUGAGGAUCGCAGACAAAGAAGGGCCCGUUCGCAACAUCUACUUCCCGUUUGACACUGAGACGGACACAGCCCUGUGUGUGGCGACUGAGAUGGUGGCGGAGCUGGACAUCACGGACCAGGACGUGACUGAGAUUGCAAAGAUGAUAGAUGGUGAGAUCGCCUCGUUGGUGCCCGAGUGGAGGAGUGGGGUUGGCUUUGAGGACAACAAGGCCAUAAACUGCUGUCACAUCUGCACCACCUCUGAUGCUGAGGGUUACUCCUUGCACGGCCCAAAACACGGAUGUGGGGCUGUGCACGGCCAUUUUGAGGAGAUCACGUACCCGUUUGAAGGGAACGAGCAGCAGCAGCACAGCCUAGAAGUAAGCUCUGAUGAGCACAACGACUUCGGAGAUUAAAUGUGAACAAACAAUGCAAGAAAGAUCGCGGCUUGUCAUUGGUCUCCACCAAGGCCGGAACAAGGGGAGGGUGGUUAUGGGCCUGCGUAAGAAGCCUUGUAGUCUGUUGCAGCGCAUGUCCUAGCCCGUUGCUCCCUCAGUCGAGGCAACGGGUAUGUAAAGCUCGUCGUAUACAGUGAGUUAUGAUAGUUUUAGUGCAGCUGUGUAGGUUGUGAAGGUGAGUUGAAGAAGAUGAGUACAUGUACAUUUUACUAACUGAUGUAGUAUAACAAAAAAAGUUCAUGCUUCAGAUUUGGUUUUGAUAUAUUUAUCUUCAUUUUCUUGAUAUGAAAUUUGAUGUAUUGUUUUUGGAUGUA